GUCGGGAGGUUAUAUUUUUUUUUUAAAUAAAAAAAAACACUCAAAGUCUUUCCAAAUCUUUGACUUCAUCAUCUGUAACUAGCAGCUUUGGACAGCAGGUUGUUGAUCCUGAAAUGGGGUUAUCUUUCUCUCUUGAAAGCUGAAAUCUUAAAAGGGAGAGGAAAGGAAAGAAAGCGUCAGAGAGAGUAAGAGAGGAGAAAUGGCAAUGCCAUGGAGCAUGGCUAUAUGGAUUGCAAAUAUGGUAUGGAUGGGACUUAUAGGAUUGGUUUCUACUUGCUUGACUAUUGCUGAUGAGCUUGCUAGUUCUCUUAGAACCGGAGAUAUUGGUCCUUUUCAUGUUGGCUGAUCUUCUUCCUUCAAAACUAGAUCAUAUCCACAGAAAGUGUAAGAAGAUCAAGAGGAGAUGAUUCCGCAGAAGUUGGAGCUCUUAGUAUUUAGUAGCUCAGACAGCGAAUAACAGUAGCAGAAUUUUGUUGAGCAGAAUUCUGUCUGGCAGCAAUUGUAUUACAAAUGUUUGCAACGCAUGAGAUUUGAAAAAAAGGUUUAUGUUUCAGUUGUUUUUUCUAUUGCACUGAUGGUUGAACUGUUGCGAUUAUGAACUGUAUAUAGAUUGCGGGGCACUAAAUAUACCAACGAACGUACAUUAGAUUUAGUUUGUUCUUGGCAGUACUGCAAGGGUGUAUGAUUUAGUGAUCCUUGCUCCUGCAAAGCAUCAGAGAUAUGAAAUGAAAUAUAGAGUUCAGUUCUGCCUA
Messenger RNA from Populus euphratica (Euphrates poplar), 752 nucleotides. RefSeq lists its product as uncharacterized. The transcript is spliced from 2 exons. The coding region runs from base 200 to 346 and encodes 48 amino acids. The record is from RefSeq and is a predicted model, not a curated record. NCBI's taxonomy places the organism in Eukaryota, Viridiplantae, Streptophyta, Magnoliopsida, Malpighiales, Salicaceae.